Messenger RNA from Lineus longissimus, 3478 nucleotides. RefSeq names its product fructose-bisphosphate aldolase A-like. The record is from RefSeq and is a predicted model, not a curated record. Gene Ontology annotation, cellular component: cytosol. Gene Ontology annotation, biological process: fructose 1,6-bisphosphate metabolic process; glycolytic process. Lineage: Eukaryota; Metazoa; Nemertea; Pilidiophora; Heteronemertea; Lineidae. Gene Ontology annotation, molecular function: fructose-bisphosphate aldolase activity. Bases 97 to 1206 code for a protein of 369 amino acids. The transcript has 7 exons.
UCGUCCUCUGCGCACAUCUCCUUCCAACCUUCGCAAGGGCACUUACGAUUUCUCCAAGCUUCUUGAUUUCGGCCGGCAGAAAUUAUCUCAUACACAAUGUCAUCCCGAUAUGGCUGCACCCUUACUGAUCUUCAAAAGAAAGAGUUGAGGGACAUUGCCCAGGCUAUUGUUGCCCCCGGCAAAGGCAUCUUGGCAGCUGAUGAGAGUACAGGUACCAUGGGCAAGCGCCUUGCCUCAAUCAAUGUGGACAAUGUUGAAGAUAAUCGUCGUCAUUAUCGCCAGUUGCUCUUCUCUGCCGACAAGAGUGUUUCCGACGGAAUCAGUGGUGUAAUCUUGUUCCAUGAAACAUUUUAUCAGAAGGCUGAUGAUGGUACACCUUUCAUCAAGGUUCUCCAAGACAAGGGCAUGAUUCCCGGAAUCAAGGUUGAUAAGGGUGUUGUUCCAUUGGCACACACCACCAACGACGAAUGCACAACCCAAGGCUUGGAUGGUUUGUCUGAACGUUGUGCCCAAUACAAGAAGGACGGUGCCCAGUUUGCGAAGUGGAGAUGCGUCUUGAAGAUCAGCCAGCACACACCAUCUUCUCUCGCCAUGAUAGAGAAUGCUAAUGUUUUGGCACGCUAUGCAAGCAUUUGCCAAGCUAAUGGCUUAGUGCCCAUUGUUGAGCCUGAAGUCCUCCCAGAUGGUGAUCAUGACCUUGAGAUGGCACAGAGAGUAACAGAAGAGGUUCUCUCCUACCAGUACAAGGCUCUUGCUGAUCACCAUGUCUACCUAGAGGGAACCCUACUCAAACCAAACAUGGUUACAGCUGGGCAUAGCUGCUCCAAGAAGUACACCCCUGAACAGGUUGCACAGGCAACAGUUACUGCAUUAUUGAGGACAGUGCCAGGUGCUGUUCCUGGAAUCACAUUCCUGUCGGGUGGCCAGUCGGAGGUGGAUGCAACUGUCCAUCUUGAUGCUAUAAAUAGAUAUGCUCAGAAGCAGAGAUGCCAGCCCUGGUCAUUGACCUUCUCCUAUGGCCGUGCUCUCCAAGCUAGUGUGCUCCAGGCCUGGAAAGGAAAGACAGAAUUGGUCAAGGCUGGCCAGGAACAACUGGCAUACAGAGCAAAGGCAAACAGUCUUGCUUCUCUUGGGAAGUACGAGGGAGAAGAGAUGGCCUGUGCCGCUGCCGGAGAGUCGUUGUUUGUUAAAGCUCAUGCAUACUAAACCAACUCUUCUGUGGAACUAUGGGAUAGAUAAAGACUAUGUUGAUAGUUGAAUAGUAUAGAAGAUUGCCAUACAUUUUUCUGUGAAUGGAAAUAUUCCCUUCUUACCUUAGAAAUUAGGCGGACUAUUUUGUUGUUGAUUUGACAGUUCAGUUUAUGUUUGAAAAUGAUUUACUUAAUUGCUUCUUGUUAUUAAUGCCAGCCAGAUAGAUAUGGUAAAAUGUGCUAAGACUUUGCUGGACUUGCAUGUGUGCAUUGAUGGCAUUCUGAUAUGCCAAACCUCCCAAUGUUAUUCCCUGCUAUUGUCUCCUUGUCUUUCCUAUUUUCGUUUUCGAACAUUUUAAAUUCACCACAGUUUCAAUGUAUGCAUACCCAUCUCCAAUAUUUCUUCAAACAAAUGAAAUGACAUAUCAUUAAUAAUGUUUAUUCAUACUUAUUCAAAAGUAUUCAUCAAAUGGGUGAAGAGGGUGCUUAGUGCAAGGUAUGCUUACUAUACAUCUCAAUCGAUACACACAAUUGACAAAUCUUAGCUAACCCACUACCGAAAUACAUGUACAAUUAGGCAGUACACGGCUAGCCAAUAAUUUCUUUUAUGUUUAAUCUAUCACCACCGUACUCUCCUCUCCUAAGGUAAUUUGGUCUGAUAUCAAAGGUCCUAUUCUAAAAACAUGGGGGUUCACAUUGUCUCUAUACCAGUCGCUCUUCUAAAAUUCAGGUAUUGUAUGCUUUGUGCUAGGGUAGAGGACCCAACAUUCUCUAACAUAUUUACACAUAAUCUCACAAAAGUAUUUGAACUGCAUUUUAAAGAAUUUCUGCGAUUCUGUAUACGGUUUUCCAUCUGUGUUCAAUUAUCGAUAUCAUCAACAAUAAUGUGUAAAAAGAUUGUCAUCUGUUCUGUAUGGAAUGUUGAAAAACUUUCUCACACAUCUCCUCCACGCUGUGCAUAAUUUCUCUGUGUGCCUUGAGAUAAAUCAAGAAGUUGUGAACUGUAUAGCGGCAUACAAAAACGUUGAAAGAGAUAAUACACUACUUUAGAGGUAGCAUCACCAAAUUGCGUCGGAAGGGCAUUUGUCUUGUGAACUAACUCUGUUAUUCACUCAUCCACCCCGACUCUACCGGCAUCGGGCCCAAAUGGCAUUCCUAAUCCUAGAUCUCACAUCUACUUACCGUCAACACAAUGCAAUCUAAAACAAUUUCGAUAUUCCUGUCGAUUCCUCUAUCAAAUAUAAGAAAUUGAGUCCAUGUUACAUCAAAUUGGAUCCUAUACACUACAGAAUACUACUGUAUGAUAGCCAUAAUUGAUCAGGCUUUAUGGGUACAUGCUAGAAUACCUCUCUGCUCCUCAUUGCUUUGAAUAGAAACUUACUUUUAAAGAGGAGUUAUCCAUUUUAGAACCAUACAAAACAUACUCUUUUGACCUGUCCCCUCUUUACUCGGCAAGAGUACUUAGAAACAGAUUUUCAUAAAGAUAAUUGUAGGGACUGACUGCAUUCAGUUCCCCUUUUUCCUCACCAUCUAUGAACAAUUAGCGAUUGGUCACUCCUUGGAUUUUCAUCUCACAAAAGUAACUCAGGUCAGCUAUUGUUUAUAAAAAAAACAGCACUAAGGAUUCAAAAAAUUUGCCAAGAAAAUAUUGAUCAACAUUUUUAGAAAAUUCAAAUGCCCAAAUGGGUCAUUCACCCCCUCCCCCUGGUUGCGUACAAAAUGAAUAUGAAUAUAAUGAUAAUUAUGGAUGACCCCUGUGGCAUUGACUUAAGUGACAUGAUGGAAGGUAGCAAUCAAAGAGAUCGGCCAACACUACCAGUACCAGUGUCAGUAUCGGGGUUGUUUGUGAUUUUAAACAUUUUUAAUGUCAUGGUUAUUUUCGAUGAUGUGUUGUUUAAUUGUGUAAUUUAAUUCUCAUGGAUGUCCACUCGGCUUUCACUUCAGACAUGAUGGAAUAUACCAGUCAUUGGGACAGUGUUAGUAUCAUGUUUGUAUGUGAUUAUAUUUUGUACGACGUAGUUGUCUUUGAUGAUGUGUUCUUUAACUUGGUGCAUUUAUCAGGUGGGCCAGUGAAAACGAGUACAGCAUGAAGAUAUAGUUGUGUAAAAUAUGUGGAUACUUAAUCUAGAUGUUUUUCACCCUCAUAUUUCUCGCUUUUUUUGCCAUAUUAGGUAUACAUCUUCAGACGAUAGGUGGAGUAUUGUUGAUAAAGUAAAUUAGAAACAAGAUGCCCUUUACUGAUAGGACUGUUAAUAAAGUUGAUUAUAUUAGCAAUGAUUGAAUCGUCA